Messenger RNA from Penicillium daleae, 531 nucleotides. RefSeq lists its product as uncharacterized. The record is from RefSeq and is a predicted model, not a curated record. Bases 1 to 531 code for a protein of 176 amino acids. Lineage: Eukaryota; Fungi; Ascomycota; Eurotiomycetes; Eurotiales; Aspergillaceae. The transcript has a single exon.
AUGAGCAAUUCAUCUGCCCUUAAUGGACGGACUGCUAUUGCUCGGAUGUCGAAAUCGAAGUUUCGGACAGUCACAACUGUACUCCAGCUGGAAUCAGGAGAUGUGAUCCGUGCUAAAGACCGUGAAGCACUGGCACGGGUAAUGGCCAAAAGAAGAGAGAGUCGUGCUUCAACGGGUGGUCAAGGAGAAGAGUCCACAAGUCAGGUCGGCACGGGGAUAGAAGAGAUGCCUCGCGAUCACUCAAAAUACGUGGAGAAAGCAGACGCAGCCUCACUUUAUAAGACGUUGCUAGCUGGGGAGGAUUCGUCACAAUCAGUCAAGAUCACGCGCAGGGCUAGUGCCACGAACGCCAAUGAGGCUGCUACUGAGCACGCCAUACCGGACAUCCGACAGAUCCAAUCGGAAGGCAUCAACGAUCCGUCAACAGAUAUCAAGAAGGGAGACAAUCAAGCUGUGGAACCAUAUGCUGCUCUUACCCUAUCAGACAUUGAUCGCAGUGAGAACCCCCGGCUGCCGUCGACACAGGAGUGA